Molecule: messenger RNA, 2541 nt
Organism: Camellia sinensis
Lineage: Eukaryota; Viridiplantae; Streptophyta; Magnoliopsida; Ericales; Theaceae
Product: putative protein S-acyltransferase 22
Biological process (GO): protein targeting to membrane; peptidyl-L-cysteine S-palmitoylation
Cellular component (GO): Golgi apparatus; endoplasmic reticulum
Molecular function (GO): protein-cysteine S-palmitoyltransferase activity
Source: RefSeq, a predicted model, not a curated record
CUCAAUGUUCCUCCAUUUUGCUCAAUGACAAGACUCAUGGAAAAUGGGCAAUCAAUUUCUUUUGUUUGGCUUGCUUCUACAGUGAAUCAGUGGUGAAUCCCAAAUGUUUCCCUGAAAUGCGGGAAAGCAAGAGAAAAUAAAACAAAUCAAAGCAGAUAAAGAAACCCAAAAGAAAACAAAAAAAAGAAGACACUAAACCAAGUGAUUCCUGCAAAGUUUAUCAGAAAAUGAAGAAACAUGGAUGGCAGCUUCCUUACCAUCCCCUCCAGGUGGUAGCAGUUGCUGUGUUUCUGGCAUUGGGGUUUGCUUUCUAUGUAUUUUUUGCUCCUUUUGUUGGGAACAAUUUGUUGCAGUAUAUUGCAAUCGGGCUCUACACUCCUCUUAUUACAUGUGCCUUCAGCCUAUAUAUUUGGUGUGCGGCAGCUGAUCCUGCUGACCCAGGGGUCUUCAAGUCUAAAAAAUAUCUUAAGAUUCCAGACAGCAAAAAUCACGUGAGAUUCAAGGAAUCUAAAUUGGGCGGGGAAUCAACUUCGUCAAUACAGGACGCAAAUGCUGCAACAAUUGGGGGCAAACCUCUGGAUAAAGGUGUGAAGGAUACGGAUACAGCAGGAGAAGAUUACACUGCUGAAAUUGAGAAUAAGAAUGCAUCGCCUUGCCAUUCAUUUUGUUUUACGGCUCUGAUGGCUUUCAUUCCUUGUGCUUCUCUUUGCAUCUGCUCAAAUCAACAUGAAGAAUCUUGUGAACAGCAACUGAGUGAAGAUGGCAUGUUUUACUGUAGUUUGUGUGAAGUAGAGGUUUUCAAGUACAGCAAGCAUUGUAGAGUUUGUGACAAAUGUGUUGACCGUUUUGAUCAUCACUGCAGGUGGCUCAACAAUUGUAUAGGCAAAAGGAACUACCGGCAGUUUUUCACCCUCAUGGUCUCUUCCCUUCUCUUGCUUGUACUUCAAUGGUCAACUGGAAUCCUUGUGAUAAUCUGCUGUUUUCUUGAGCGCAAGAGGUACUCUGUAGACAUUGCCUCCAAGUUGGGAAGCAGUUUCACUUUGGUGCCCUUUACUAUCGUGGUGGCAAUGUGCACCAUCUUGGCUAUGAUUGCCACGCUACCGCUAGCUCAGCUUUUUUUCUUUCACGUUCUUCUCAUAAAAAAGGGGAUUAGCACAUAUGAUUACAUCAUAGCUUUGAGAGAGCAAGAGCAAGGAAUUGGAGGCCAGCAAAGUCCCCAAAUGUCGCCUGUCAGCUCCCUCACUGGGUUGAGCAGUGCAAGUUCCGUCAAUGCUUUCCACCGAGGCGCAUGGUGUACUCCUCCACGGCUGUUUCUUGAAGAUCAGUUUGAUGUGAUUCCUCCAGAUUCUGGAUCGGUUAGUUCAUUAGGCAAAAAGACGGUGACUGAGGAGCCAAUCAAGAAAAAGAACCCUACAGCUGUAAAGAUCAGUCCGUGGACUCUAGCACGCUUAAACGCAGAACAGGUUUCAAAAGCUGCUGCAGAGGCAAGGAAAAAGUCCAAAAUCUUGCAACCUGUGGUGAGAAGCGAAACCCCAUUUGGUCUCGAAACAAAUGGCAGCUUUGGCAGUAGCAGCAGCCGACGAAUGGUCCCAAAGCCUGACAACAAUAGUCGGAGGCGCCCUAGUAAGCGAAUUCGCCUCCCAGCAGACCUAACAAAUGUUUCAGCUAAAAAUGAUCUCAUCCCUGAGACAUCAACAAGUUUGGCUCCACUACAGCUUGAAGCCCGGAGCGCUUUCCGAACAAGUCUGGCUAUGUCGGGCUCAAUGGCCAUUGUUGGUUCCUCUCCAGAGAGCAGUUUGGAUUCCCCUGAUCUCCGCCACCCAUUCCGGGCCACCCCAUCAGGCCCAGAAGAGGCACGGCGGCUCACAGGUCUAUCAACUGCUCAGAAGGCAAUCCCACUGUCAAGGUCAACUAGCGAUGGUUAUGAAGCGUCUGGUGGGGAAGAUAGUGACCGUGUUCCUUCACGGGCUGUGCAGAGGUCAACGGAUUGGAGUAACCUUCUCUUCAGCUCUGACUGGGACGCAAACGUGGUUAGAUUGAAGGCGCCAGCUUCCUCUAACAAUAGAAAUAUUUGAAACAACUAAAGAUUUAUGAAAUUUGGAUUGCGUUGAUUCCAUCAUGGGGGGGGUAGAGGUAGGUUCUUUAAGAUUUUUUCAUUUGUUGGCCAAGGUUGUUUCAGGAGGUAUCGGUGGUCUGAUUCGUUGGCUAUUGUCUUUGAGAUGUCGAAUCAAGGUUGCUUGAAGAAGGGCUGUGAAGUUUAAUGAAAACAUCAUGAUUUUGUGCUUUUGGGUUUGAGCGUUUGAUUGCAGCCUCUGUUCAGCUUCUCAUUAAGCAAUCUUCAUUGUCCUCUCAGUGCAGGUUUCAUUGGAAGUGUUUAUCUUUUCUGAAGAGUCCUACGGAGAUGUCUUUGUAAUUGUUCUCUUCAGGAUCUGUGCUUCUGACAAUUAUUCUUCCUAAGUGUAAUUUUGUAACUAUCAAUCAACCUUUGUUAGUGUAGAAAGCAAUAGGCUUUUGCAAUGUUUAAUCUGUCCAUUACCUUUA